AUGGACAAAAACAAUGAGAAGAUCUGUGAGAAAAAAUUAAAAGCCGCUGAGAUUAAAUUAAAUAAAAUCUUGAGGAAGAUUAAUUUGCUUAAACUCAACAACUACGAUAUUUCCAGGAUAGAUUUACCACAGAAUAAAGAGGGAAAGAAGUUUAUAUAUUUUAAUGGGUGGUUGAAAAAUUUUGCUAUUUUUAUCAUGGUAUUCGCUGGUGUUAUAGUGAGCUUGUGGUGGCAUUACUCUCAAUUCUAUCCAAAUUGUCUCAUCCCUCUACCCCUGGACUCCAAGUCACUGUUCCGUUCUCCAGAAGAUUGUUCCAUGUGUGUCAGAGUGAGAGACGUCAUCCGCUUGGCUAACAUUACGGCGGAAGAGUUUGAAGAAGACUACGCUUACACGACACAACCUGUCAUAGUUACUGAUGCUACUAAACAUUGGAAAGCUAUUCAAGAAUUUAGUUUCGAUUUCUUCUCAAAAUUCUACCGCACGACCAAGAUGGGUAGAAAAAUAAACGAGUGCUUUUACUUCGCUUAUAAAUCGGGUUUAAAUUCGUUGAACGAGGUCUUUGCUAUGGAUGAGAGGAGGGUUAACCUGUCAGGCGAGCCCUGGUACGUGGGAUGGAGCACGUGUUACGAGGAAGAGACUCGUGCUUUAAGACAAUAUUAUGAGAGACCAUACUUCUUACCAAAGACGGCGGAAAGCGAUAUGGUCGACUGGAUCUUUAUGGGAGGUCCGGGACAGGGCGCACACAUGCACGUGGACUCAGUCCGUCACAUGUCGUGGCAGGCUCAAGUCCGCGGUUCCAAGACCUGGCAGCUGGCUCCUCCGCCUGAAUGUCUUUACUCAUGUAAAUGGAUCACUUUCACCGUACAACCAGGGGAUAUACUGGUGGUGGAUACGAAUCGUUGGUAUCAUAAGACGAAUGUUCUGCCCGGAGACAUCAGCAUCACUAUCGGAGCGGAAUAUGACUAA
Danaus chrysippus (African queen) is the source of this 966-nucleotide messenger RNA. The record is from the annotation of a GenBank genome assembly. Lineage: Eukaryota; Metazoa; Arthropoda; Insecta; Lepidoptera; Nymphalidae.